This is a messenger RNA of Eleginops maclovinus (Patagonian blennie), 1868 nucleotides long. RefSeq names its product LIM domain only 2 (rhombotin-like 1) (gene lmo2). The transcript has 3 exons. Gene Ontology annotation, biological process: positive regulation of transcription by RNA polymerase II. Gene Ontology annotation, cellular component: nucleus. The record is from RefSeq and is a predicted model, not a curated record. Lineage: Eukaryota; Metazoa; Chordata; Actinopteri; Perciformes; Eleginopidae. Bases 541 to 1023 code for a protein of 160 amino acids. Gene Ontology annotation, molecular function: transcription coactivator activity; DNA-binding transcription factor binding.
UGAAGCUCACCUCCGGACAGAGCAGGCUCAGUCGUGUUUGGCUGUCGCUUUAAGACUGAUUUCCCCCCAUUGUCAAACAGUCGUGAGCAGGAAGAGGGAAACGAAAGCACAGACCGAGGGGGCCCGACGUAUUUAAACACGAUGCUGCUGCUGCCGCACAAUAACGGGGACCGGAGGAGGAGAGCGUCUGCAGCCCGCUCACUUAAAAACACGCACCGACACCGAGAUCAACACAAGUGAUAUUUUAAACCGGAUUGCCGUUUUCAUUGACAGUCAGUGAAGUCCCUGCAGGAUGAGACUUGAGAGUCAUGAGAGUGUCACAACGGGUUAUUGCCUCAGGAAAUGAUGACAGUGUCCUCCAUCAUCGCUUAGCUGCUUAGAGCGAAAUUGUCUUGUCUACGGCCAUUUCUGCAGGACUCUCUGUUAAUUUAACAAAAGAAAGGGCUAAACCGGCGUUUUGGAGACUGCAGGAGCAGGUGUGUGUCUUUCAGCUGCACAGGUAGCCGGCUGUGGACUCCAGCUGGACAUCAUAUCUGAGAUAUGUCAUCCGCUAUAGAGAGGAAGACACUGGAAGCUAAUGAGGAGCCGGUGGAUGAGGUCCUCCAGAUGCCACCUUCUCUACUGACCUGCGGUGGGUGUCAGCAGAGUAUCGGGGACAGGUUCUUCCUAAAGGCCAUCGAGCAGUACUGGCAUGAAGACUGCCUGAGCUGCGACCUGUGUGGCUGUCGACUGGGGGAGGUGGGCCGCCGCCUCUACUACAAGCUGGGGAGAAAACUUUGUCGGAGGGACUACCUCAGGCUGUUUGGUCAGGACGGUCUCUGUGCGUCCUGUGAGAAGAGGAUUCGAGCAUUUGAGAUGACGAUGCGUGUGCGGGAUAAGGUUUACCAUCUGGAGUGCUUCAAGUGUGCCGCCUGCCAAAAGCACUUCUGCGUGGGUGACCGCUACCUGCUCAUCAACUCAGACAUUGUGUGCGAGCAGGACAUCUUCGAGUGGACCAAACUCAACAAUAGCAACAUGAUUUAGCAGAGUGUUUUGGUCAACAUGAAGGAGCGUCACCCUGCCUUUCCCACUUCACUUCCCAGUGAAGGAACUGACAUUUUGCAGCCUGUGCAGGCUGUAUCAUGCAUCUGACAUUAAUAUGAAAUCAAAGAGUCAGCAUCUUUACAUUGCUCUAUACUCGAGACUGAUGAAGACUGCACCAGCAAUAACAAAAAAAGGUUGAUCCUUUAAUGCAAAAACAUGCUUAAAUACUGGAAAUACUUAAACAUGCAAUAAUUAUUGUUUGUUAAAAACGCUGGAAUCUUCUAACCUUAGCUAGCAAUUAACAAACAUUACAUUUCAAGUUUCUUGUAGUCUUACACUUUUUGAACACCUCAGUCUCUGUGAUCAAAUGUAAUUUUUUUAAAGGUUUUAUUUUAUGAAUUGCAAUUUCCUGAAACUUUACUGAAAAUAACUUUGUAAUUUGAUUUUAAUCAUAUUUUUAUUAAAUGUGUACCUGCGGACAAGCUAACAGCUAACCUGAUGCAAUGACUGACUUUACCUUGAAUAGUGUUAUAGCCUAUUUCUAUCAAAGUAAUGUCCCUAGUAAAUUAGAAAAAUAUCUGAAAAAUGUAAGACUUUUAAAAUGAAGUUUCAACAGAUUUUCACAUUGUAGAUGAAAGACAAGUCUGUAUUGAAAUCAUAAUGGUUGCACUGUUAGACCAGGUUGAACUGGUGGCGCCCUCUAGUGAUCGAUGGGUUCCACGCAAUACAAAUGUUACUAACUGGAGCUGUUUCCAGUGACUUUUGUAUUUGCUUCCCCUCUCUGGACAUGCACCCACAGCUUUUGAGGCAUUUACUUUUAAAUAAAUUUCAAUUUUGAGAAUCAA